Pteropus alecto (black flying fox) is the source of this 3902-nucleotide messenger RNA. It is a transcript of the gene PRG4, whose product is annotated as proteoglycan 4. The transcript has 12 exons. The coding region runs from base 16 to 3879 and encodes 1287 amino acids. Lineage: Eukaryota; Metazoa; Chordata; Mammalia; Chiroptera; Pteropodidae. Gene Ontology annotation, biological process: immune response. The record is from RefSeq and is a predicted model, not a curated record. Gene Ontology annotation, molecular function: scavenger receptor activity; polysaccharide binding.
UACCUGAAAACAACCAUGGAGUGGAAAGCACUUCCCAUUUACUUGUUGCCGUUGCUUUCUCUUUUCUUGAUUCAGCAAGUUUCUUCUCAAGAUUUACCAAGCUGUGCAGGGAGAUGUGGGGAAGGGUAUUCUAGAGAUGCCCCCUGCAACUGUGAUUAUAACUGUCAACACUACAUGGAGUGCUGCCCUGAUUUCAAGAAAGUCUGCACUGUGGAGCUUUCCUGUAAAGGCCGCUGCUUCGAGUCCUUUGCAAGAGGGCGGGAGUGUGACUGUGACGCACAAUGUAUGAAGUACGGCAAGUGCUGUUCAGAUUAUGAGGAUUUCUGUGCAAAAGUGCAUAACCCCACAUCACCACCAUCUUCAAAGACCGCACCUCCGCCUGCAGAUGCUUCUCAGGUCAUCAAAUCAACAACCAAACGUUCACCCAAAUCAACAACCAAACGUUCACCCAAAUCAACAAACAAGAAGAAGACUAAGAAAGUUGUAGAAUCAGAGGAAAUAAUGGAAGAACAUUCAGUUUCUGAAAAUCAAGAGUCUUCCUCCUCUUCCUCUUCCUCUUCAACUAUUCGGAAAUUCAAGUCUUCCAAAAAUUCAGCUGCUAAUAGAGAAUUAAAGAAGAAACCCAAAGUAAACGAUAACAAGAAGAAACAAACUCCUAAAAAAAAACCUACCCCAGAACCAGCAGUUGUAGAUGAAGAUGGAAGUGGACAGGACACUGGCGAUGUCAAGAUCACCCCAACUCCUGACAGUCCUACCACCCAAAGCAAUAAGGUUACCACAACUUCUGAGACCACGACAACAGUAACAACAACAAAUUCUAAACCCAGUCUUCCAUCUAAAUCUGAAACAACCAAAGAGACAACUUCAACAGUCAAUAAGGAGACAACGGUUGAAACUAAAGAGACUUCUGUAACAAGGAAACAGACUUCGGCUAGUGCAACAGAGAAGACCAUUUCAGCUAAAGAGACACGAAGCGCAGAGAAAACAACUGCCACAUCCGAAGGUGCCAAGUCUACAUCUGAAGCUGAAACUACAACUGCUCCCACCACCCCUCCAAAGUCUGCUCCCACCACCACUAAGGCGCCUACACCCACUACCCCCAAAGAGCCUGCUCCCACCACCACCAAGGGGCCUGCUCCCACCACCACCAAGGGGCCUGCUCCCACCACCACCAAGGGGCCUGCUCCCACCACCACCAAGGGGCCUGCUCCCACCACCACCAAGGGGCCUGCUCCCACCACCACCAAGGGGCCUGCUCCCACCACCACCAAGGGGCCUGCUCCCACCACCACCAAGGGGCCUGCUCCCACCACCACCAAGGGGCCUGCUCCCACCACCACCAAGGGGCCUGCUCCCACCACCACCAAGGGGCCUGCUCCCACCACCACCAAGGGGCCUGCUCCCACCACCACCAAGGGGCCUGCUCCCACCACCACCAAGGGGCCUGCUCCCACCACCACCAAGGGGCCUGCUCCCACCACCACCAAGGGGCCUGCUCCCACCACCACCAAGGGGCCUGCUCCCACCACCACCAAGGGGCCUGCUCCCACCACCACCAAGGGGCCUGCUCCCACCACCACCAAGGGGCCUGCUCCCACCACCACCAAGGGGCCUGCUCCCACCACCACCAAGGGGCCUGCUCCCACCACCACCAAGGGGCCUGCUCCCACCACCACCAAGGGGCCUGCUCCCACCACCACCAAGGGGCCUGCUCCCACCACCACCAAGGGGCCUGCUCCCACCACCACCAAGGGGCCUGCUCCCACCACCACCAAGGGGCCUGCGCCCACCACUCCCAAGGAGCCUGCGCCCACCACUCCCAAGGAGCCUGCGCCCACCACUCCCAAGGAGCCUGCGCCCACCACUCCCGAGGAGCCUGCGCCCACCACUCCCGAGGAGCCUGCGCCCACCACUCCCGAGGAGCCUGCGCCCACCACUCCCGAGGAGCCUGCGCCCACCACUCCCGAGGAGCCUGCGCCCACCACUCCCGAGGAGCCUGCGCCCACCACUCCCGAGGAGCCUGCGCCCACCACUCCCGAGGAGCCUGCGCCCACCACUCCCGAGGAGCCUGCGCCCACCACUCCCGAGGAGCCUGCGCCCACCACUCCCGAGGAGCCUGCGCCCACCACUCCCAAAGAGCCAGCGCCCACCACUCCCAAGGACCCCACUCCAACUUCUCCUGAGACACCUGUUCCAACCACUUCAGAGGCCUCUACUCCAGCUACCACCAUGGAGCCUCCCAUUCCAACCAAGAACCCUGAUGCAUCAACACCCGAGUUUCCUGCAAAACCCACACCAAAGGCUCUUGAAAACAGUCCCAAGGAGCUUGCUGUAUCUACAACCAAGACUACAAUCACUUCUGAAGUGACCAAGCCUGCAAUGACUACCACAGCUAAGGAUAAGACAACAGAAAAAAGCACACACACCACAACUAAAAUUACAACCACUGCAUCUGAGAGUACAACAAAAGAGACAGCAACCCCGACAGAAGAAAAAACCACUGAAUCCAAAAUGACAAGUACAACCGUGCAGGCAAUGUCUACCACAGCCAAGGAUUCCACCACAUCAUCCGAAGUUGCUCAUGAGGAAACAACUGUCGCACCCAAAGUAAUGACUGCAACAAAAAAGACAACUACCACAACCGAAGAGACCAUGGAUACAUCUGAAGUAACGACAGCUACAGCAAAAGAUACAGCUACUAAUUCUAAAGUGACAACUACUGACCUCCCAAACCCAACCGAAGCACCCCAAAUACUCACUUCUACCAAAAAGCCAAACACUACACCUAAAGUGAGACAACCAAAGCCUACGCCAAGUCCCCCAAAGAUGACUUCGUCGACAGUGCCUACACCGAACUCUGCCCCUUCAGGGGAGGGCAUACUGCAAACCACCACCGGCCCUAACCAAGCUCCUAACUCAGAGACAGUUGAAGAAAAUCCGAAGAAUGAAGGUGAAGAUGCAGAUGAAGGAGAAGAGCCUCCCAUAAUUCUCAGGCCCCAUGUGUUAACUCCCAUAGUUAUUCCGGGCAGUGAUUUCAUCGUGAGAGGACCCAGUCAAGGCAUGGACUUCAACCCCAUGCUUUCGGACGAGACUAAUAUAUGCAACGGUAAGCCGUUAGAUGGACUGACUACUUUGCGCAAUGGGACAUUAGUCGCAUUUCGAGGUCAUUAUUUCUGGAUGCUAAAUCCAUUCAGUCCACCAUCUCCACCUCGCAGAAUUACUGACGUCUGGGGUAUCCCUUCCCCUAUUGAUACUGUUUUCACCAGGUGCAACUGUGAAGGGAAAACUUUCUUUUUUAAGGAUUCUCAGUACUGGCGUUUCACCAAUGAUAGACAAGAUCCAGGGUAUCCUAAACAAAUUGUAAAAGGAUUUGGAGGAUUAAAUGGAAAAAUAGUGGCAGCUCUCUCAAUAGCUAAAUAUAAGGACAGACCUGAAUCUGUGUAUUUUUUCAAGAGAGGUGGCAGAAUUCAGCAGUAUACUUAUAAGCAGGAACCCACCAGAAAAUGCACUGGAAGAAGGCCCACCAUCAACUACCCAGUGUAUGGAGAGGUAACACAGGUGAGGCGCCGGCGCUUCGAGCGGGCCAUCGGACCUGCACAAGUUCAGGCUAUCAGAAUUCAAUACAAGCCCGUCAGAGUCCUCUAUCAAGACAAAGGUUUCCUCCAUAACGAAGUUAAAGUGAGUUCACUGUGGAGAGGACUUCCGAGUGUGGUUACUUCAGCUAUAGCUCUGCCCAACCUCAGAAAACCCGAUGGCUACGAUUAUUAUGCCUUCUCUAAGGAUCAAUACUACAACGUUGAUGUGCCUAGUAGAACAGCAAGAGCCAUUACUACGCGUUCUGGGCAGACCUUAUCCAAAGCCUGGUACAACUGUCCUUAGACUGAUGGGCAAAAGAAGAGUCA